AUGGCGCAAUUUGAUGUGGGUGAUUUCGUCCUUUGCGCUGAUGUUUGGCAACACACUGGAGCGAAGCUCCGUGUGAAGUGGUGCGGGCCCGCUCAAGUCACUGCAGCUACAUCGAAUUGGAUUUUUGAAAUUGAAAACCUAGUCACGGGUGAGCGUAGAGAGGCGCAUGCUAGCCGUUUGAAGUUCUAUGCGGACAACUCAUUAGCAGUCACGGAGGAUCUGCACCGGCACGUCGCUCACAACAGCGAGGGGCACGUGGUGGACACGUUUCUGUCUACACGGUACAACACUAAUGAAAAGAGGCACGAGUUACUCGUGCAUUGGCGCGGUUUGGACACCGUCGAGGACUCAUGGGAGCCGGCAACGGUGCUGCUCCAGGACGUUCCGGUCGCUGCCAAGGCAUUUGAGCGCUCCCACCAAGACGAUGAGGCUGUGCAAGCCAUGAGUGCCGCACUGGGCCUGUCUCUGUAG
Molecule: messenger RNA, 471 nt
Organism: Phytophthora nicotianae INRA-310
Lineage: Eukaryota; Oomycota; Peronosporomycetes; Peronosporales; Peronosporaceae
Exons: 1
Coding region: 1-471 (156 amino acids)
Source: RefSeq, a predicted model, not a curated record